GUGUGUUAGGUUGGUAUGUCUUCUUUUGGGUUGGUAUACAAACGUUGGCAAUGGGAGGUUCAGGGCAGUGUCGUGGUGAUCGUCAUAGGGAGAGUACGUCUGUUUGUUUACCUGCCUGGCGUUGCUGAUCCUCUCCUUCCCCGCUCCUCACUCUUCAUUGGUAGUCUUUGCUUGUCUCCUGCUCCUGCUCCUGCUCCUGCUCCUGCUGCUGCUGCUGAGAUGGAGCUGCGUCUACCAAGGUCAAUGCUGAUGGCGGUGGUGGCGGUGGUGGUGGUGGUGGUGAUGGUGGUGGCGGCGGCGGGGGAAGAAAGCGCCAACCACGAAGUCAAAUCUCUCACUUCUCCCUCCCCUCCUGAGUUAUGGCAGGACAUCAAGCACCAAUGUAGCCUUGGCAGUGAGGUGUCCAUGGGCGGCGAGGGUGAGCGUGUGGUGAUGACGGUGGUGGUGGUGGGCGGGCUGGGUGCAGGGGCGGCUCGGAGGUCCUGCCACGCCCACGGAGCCACGCCCUUCUUCCUCAACACUCAGGAGGACGCUGAUAUCCUUCGUAGGACUUUGAAAGACUGCGUGAAGAGUGACAAGCUGGGCAGUGUGUGGGUGCCCGUUCGCCGCCACACCAGCCACAAGGGAGUGACGCGUCCAGCAGCGGGCUCCGGGGCUCCAGCGCAGGGCAAUCUGGAGUAUGACUGGAUGAGCGCACAGUACAACAGAGCCUCGGACACCAUCAGCCUGUUCCCCUUCCCGCCCAGGAACAUUCGACGCAGGGGCAUUAUUUGCGAGAGAAAAGGAAACGCGUAGAGAUAAGCAAGGGUGGAGGUAAUGUUUGUUUUGUGCGGCCACUCCCUUCUGUGUGUGUGUGUGUGUGUGUGUGUGUGUGUGUGUGUGUGUGCAGGCAAGGCCGCCACGUGACCCUGAGGUGCUGUUCUGUUCAUUGUGUUUGUUUACCCUUUGACUCCAAGCUCGAUCUCGGUGCUACUUGCUACAGAAUGAACUCUUUUUGUAACCACAUGCCCCCCGCCGCCGCCGCCCCCGCCGCCUCCUCCACGCCACGCCACCACGCCGCCUGGAUGCCGACCUUUGAAAGGCGAGGUGGUGUGGCGGCGGCGCGCGUGGAAUGCAGCUCUUCAUGUGUGUGGUGCAGGGUGGUGGUGUUGUGUGGUGAGUGUUGCGGCAAGACCAGUGUGUUGCCGCCUCAUCUGGUCUGGACUCUGAGGCAUAGCGGCGGCGGCGGCGGCGGGUUGGCAAGGCAGUCACCGUGAGAUGUGUGUGGGUGUCGUGGGCAGCGUUGCCAGGGUGGGUGGGUACAGCAAGAAGCAGCGGCACUCUCUCCCACUCCCGUCCCGUCCCUCCCUGAGCCAGGCCAGGGUUUGUUGUUACCGGCAAGUGUAAUAAAGGUGUUACUGAAG
Molecule: messenger RNA, 1403 nt
Organism: Portunus trituberculatus (swimming crab)
Lineage: Eukaryota; Metazoa; Arthropoda; Malacostraca; Decapoda; Portunidae
Exons: 4
Coding region: 16-795 (259 amino acids)
Source: RefSeq, a predicted model, not a curated record